Molecule: messenger RNA, 4845 nt
Organism: Talpa occidentalis (Iberian mole)
Lineage: Eukaryota; Metazoa; Chordata; Mammalia; Eulipotyphla; Talpidae
Gene: BLM
Product: BLM RecQ like helicase
Exons: 23
Coding region: 418-4668 (1416 amino acids)
Biological process (GO): telomere maintenance; double-strand break repair via homologous recombination; DNA replication
Cellular component (GO): cytoplasm; chromosome; nucleus
Molecular function (GO): DNA binding; four-way junction helicase activity; 3'-5' DNA helicase activity
Source: RefSeq, a predicted model, not a curated record
AGCAGCGCGCCGGGGCUCCCCAGGGGCGCCUGCUCGGGCCCCCCGCCCCCCGCGCCCGCGAGGCCCUUCUGAUUUCCAGACUGUCCAGUGUGGGCUGAAAACGGGAGAGUCUGUUUCUGUCCCAACGAGCUUUGUCUCGGCGAGUGUCCUGCCGAAGGCUCUUGGCUGCCGCUGUCCCUGGGGCUGUGCUGUGCGGGCCCGCUGAUGAUCGUGAUGGCCCUGGAUAGCCGCCGGCCUCCUCCGAGGACAGAGGAGUAAUGCCUGGUGAGAGAGCUGGACGGGGCCGCAUCUAGCAUCCAAAUUAAGAGGAGACUCCGACGCUUGCAGAGGGUUAGACGCAUCCCUGCGUGACGCGGGUGUUGUGUUCAUCGCUGGGCGUCAGGAGAGCCUUCAGGAGCCGCGCUUUAUGGCAGGAUCAUGGCCACUCUCCCUCAGAACAAUCUGCAGGCGCAGCUGGCACGCCAUUCAGCCCAGAAACUUCGUGAUGUCCUGAGUCUCUCAAAGCCGAGAUCUGUAGGUUUCACUUUUAGAAAGAAAAUAUCUUCAGGCAAUGAUGCAUCUGUAACUCGUGUGUCAGUGGCAAAAACACCUGUGUUAAGUGAUAAAGAUGUUAAUGUGACAGAGGCCUCUCCCGUCAGUGAACCUUCACCCUACACCACAAAGCAGCAGACGAGGAUCAGUGACUUUAAAAAUGCCCCAGCAGGACAGCAAACCUCAAAACCUUUCCUGCCAGGUUCAUGGCAGGUUCCACAGGAAGGUUUAUGUACCACCCAGAACACACCAGUUACGCAAGAGUCCCGCCAUUCUGCUUUCAAGAAAUUAGAAUUUAGUUCUUCAUCAGAUUCUUUUAUUGCCACUGAGGACUGGGAUGAUAUGGACGACUUUGACACCUCUGGAAAUUCAAAAGCCUUUGUCACGCCAUGCAGAAAUCCCUUUGUCAGAGUAAGCACUGCCCAGAAGUCAAAAAAGUCUAAGAGAAAGUGUCUAAACUCACAGCUUCAGAAAGCCGAUGUGGCCAAGGCUGAUCCAGCUCCUCCCUCCUCUGAAAGUCAGCAGGCCUGUGUGCCCCAGGAGCAGAAGGGCGACUCUGGUGGGCCGGGUAGGUCUGUCAUCUACGUUGAUGACGCCCCCAGCCCCCAAGAGUUUGUGGACGAAGAUACUCAGGAAAGUCACUCUUUCAAAACUCUCUUGGGAGAGGAAAGAGAUGUUCCUGAGAAGAAGAAAAACUUAGAAGAAACAGAAUUAUGCUCACCUGAGAAAUCACCAUGUAUUGAGCUUGAGGACGAGGACAAUGUAGACUUUGUGCCCCCUUCUCCCGAGGAAGGAGUGACUUCUGCUUCUUCCUCCUCUUUAAAAUGCGUCAGUAUCUUGAAGGACCACGACACUUCUGAGGACGAGAGGGAUGGGCCCAGCACGCGGGAGGACACGCUGCCAGCUGGGAGGGUGACCCUGCAUCCAUCUGACGCUGGACCGACGCACCUCUGCCCGGAGCUUCUCCUGGUGAUGGGCCGCAUCUGCGAGCUGGUGGACGCCGUCCCUGCUGACGCGCUGCGGGCCUUGCCACGCGGGCCCCAACUGCUGCAGCAGCGGGAUCUCAGGAGGAAGCUCCUCGCGGGCGCCAAGUCCAACGUGGGUGAUGCUGGCGCCCUCGGCCCAGAGUGGCCAUGGCAGCCUGGCUCAUGUGGCCACCGAGUGGACAACGUGGCUUCUGUUUCCUUGCCUUACACACUCGCAGAGGGGGAUUCCUGUCCCGCUGGGACUUCAGUUCAGGGGCUCGAUUUUGCACACCUGCCCUCAACCUCCUUUUCUGCCGGCGAAUGUUCAGUGGCCUCGGUCUUGGGGCCAGCGGCCUCAGGCACCACAGGGGGCGCCGCUGAGAGUGCAGCGCUCAGCUCCCGUGCGUGGCAGCCCUGGGCGGGCAGCCCCAAGACUGACACUCCGAGGGUAGACAGACAAACUGAAAACCCUUAUUUCCCAGGCAAGGUUCUCACCAGCACGGCUGUAAAACAUCCGAACAAACACCAGGCUCCCCUUGCUGACACAGACAGAGGGGGCCGUGGCCCCCAUGACAUCGAUCAUUUCCAUAUAGAUGACUUUGACGAUGAUGACGAGGACUGGGAAGAUAUAAUGUGUAAUUUGGCCUCUGGCAAGUCCUCCACAGCUGCCUAUCAAGCGGUUAAGGAAGGUCGGCCCGUUAAGUCAUUAUCAGAAAGACUUUCAGCCAAGACGAACUGUCUGCCGGUGGCAUCUACUGCUCAAUAUCAGAACUCCUCAGCAUCGAUUCACAAUUGCCCCGACAAGUUGGCACAAAAUUUAGCACCCAAAAAUCUGAAACACCAGCGUUUCCAGAGUCUUAGUCUUCCUCAUACGAAAGAAAUGAUGAAGAUUUUUCAUAAAAAAUUUGGCCUGCAUAACUUCAGAACCAAUCAGCUGGAGGCCAUCAACGCCGCGCUGCUGGGCGAAGACUGCUUCAUCUUGAUGCCCACGGGAGGAGGCAAGAGUCUGUGUUACCAGCUGCCCGCCUGUGUGUCUCCCGGGGUCACUGUCGUCAUCUCUCCCUUGAGGUCACUGAUUGUCGAUCAAGUCCAGAAGCUGACUUCCCUGGACAUUCCAGCAACAUAUCUUACUGGUGAUAAGACUGACUCGGAAGCUACAAGUAUUUAUCUCCAAUUAUCAAAAAAAGACCCAAUUAUAAAGCUUCUGUAUGUUACUCCAGAGAAGGUCUGUGCGAGUAACAGGCUGGUGUCCACUCUGGAGAACCUGUAUGGGAGGAGGCUGCUUGCCCGCUUUGUCAUCGAUGAGGCACACUGUGUCAGCCAGUGGGGGCACGAUUUCCGCCAGGACUACAAAAGGAUGAGCUUGCUGCGCCAGCGGUUCCCCUCCGUCCCGGUGAUGGCGCUCACGGCCACAGCCAACCCCCGGGUGCAGAAGGACAUCCUCACGCAGCUCAAGAUCCUCUCGCCUCAGGUGUUUAGCAUGAGCUUUAACAGACAUAAUCUGAAAUACUACGUGUUACCGAAAAAGCCUAAAAAGGUGGCGUUUGAUUGCUUGGAGUGGAUCCGAAAGCAUCACCCACAUGACUCAGGGAUAAUUUACUGCCUCUCCAGGCGAGAGUGUGACACCAUGGCUGACACGUUACAGAGGGACGGGCUCGCCGCUCUGGCUUAUCACGCCGGCCUCAGCGAUUCUGCCAGAGACGAAGUUCAGCACAAGUGGAUUAAUCAGGACGGCUGCCAGGUCAUCUGCGCCACCAUCGCCUUCGGGAUGGGGAUCGACAAGCCCGACGUGCGCUUCGUGAUCCACGCCUCGCUCCCCAAGUCAGUGGAGGGCUACUACCAAGAGUCCGGCCGCGCCGGGCGCGACGGGGAGGUGUCACACUGCCUGCUCUUCUACACCUACCACGACGUGACCCGGCUGAAGAGGCUCAUCCUGAUGGAAAAAGAUGGAAACCAUCACACAAAGGAGACUCACUUCAAUAACUUGUACAGCAUGGUGCACUACUGUGAAAACAUCACGGAAUGCAGGCGGAUGCAGCUUUUGGCUUACUUUGGUGAAAAUGAAUUUAACCCUGAUUUUUGUAAGAAAUACCCGGAAGUAUCCUGUGAUAAUUGCUGUAAAACAAAGGAUUACAAGACGAGAGACGUGACCGAUGAUGUCAGACACAUUGUCAGGUUUGUCCAGGAGCACAGCUCAGCACAGCCGCGGAGGAACUCCAAGCACGUCGGUCCUGCUGGCAGGUUCACGAUGAACAUGCUGGUCGACAUCUUCCUGGGGAGCAAGAGCGCGAAAGUUCAGUCGGGGAUAUUUGGAAAGGGGUCCGCCUACUCCCGCCACAACGCCGAGAGGCUCUUCAAGAAGCUGGUGCUCGACAAGAUACUGGAUGAGGACUUGUACAUCAACGCCAACGACCAGGCGAUUGCCUACAUGAUGCCCGGAAGUAAAGCCCACGUUGUCCUCAGCGGGCAGCUAAAGGUGGACUUUAUGGAAACAGAAAAUUCCAGCAGUGUGAAAAAACAGAAAGCUCUGGUGGCAAAGGUGUCUCAGAGGGAAGAGAUGGUCAAGAAAUGCCUUGGAGAACUGACGGAAGUCUGCAAGUCUCUGGGGAAGGUGUUUGGUGUCCAUUACUUCAACAUUUUUAACACCGCCACUCUCAAGAAGCUCGCAGAAUCUUUAUCUUCUGAUCCUGAGGUCCUGCUUCAAAUUGACGGCGUUACUGAAGACAAGCUGGAGAAAUACGGCGCGGAAGUGAUUUCAGUGUUGCAGAAAUACUCGGAGUGGACGCUUUCAGCUGAGGACGCCCCGCGCGUUAGCCCGCCCGGCAGCGGAGGCCCUGGGCGAAACGCCUCUGAGUCGUCGUCGGAGGCGGAGGCACCUGUCUCUUCUCACUACUUUGCAAAUCAAACCAGAAAUGAAAGGAAGAGGAAAAGGAUGGCCGCCUCCCGCAGGCCCAAGCGGAGAAGGACCGGCUUCGGCGGCUCCAGGACAAGGGGGGGGUCCACCGCGUGCAGAAAGGCAUCCUCCAGAGCUAAAGCCUGCAGCGUCUUCGCACCUGGGUCUGCUGUGCACGGGGCGCAGGCGGCGUCAGUGGCCAGUAGGAAGCUGGGGAUCAUGGCCCCACCGAAGCCCGUGAACCGUCCCUUCCUCAAGCCCACGUUCGCGUUCUCCUAAUGGCCUGGCCGUGGCACGCACAGGCUUGUCUGUCAGCAUCGGACCAUCUGUGAACAUAAAGCUGUGGUUUUGUUAAUGCCAUUUGUAAUUUUUACCCAUAUCUAUUAAUAUGUAAAUAAAUGCUUGGGAUGACAGUUCUUAUUUUUAAAAUAAACAUUUUCUUUUGAAUAAGCAUGA